This is a messenger RNA of Acanthopagrus latus (yellowfin seabream), 3095 nucleotides long. It is a transcript of the gene ndor1, whose product is annotated as NADPH dependent diflavin oxidoreductase 1. The record is from RefSeq and is a predicted model, not a curated record. NCBI's taxonomy places the organism in Eukaryota, Metazoa, Chordata, Actinopteri, Spariformes, Sparidae. Bases 202 to 1980 code for a protein of 592 amino acids. Gene Ontology annotation, molecular function: NADPH-hemoprotein reductase activity; FMN binding; flavin adenine dinucleotide binding. The transcript has 15 exons. Gene Ontology annotation, cellular component: cytosol.
ACGUGAAACGGGCUUGCCGUAAAGUGUGACGUCGAUGUUGCGAGUGAGGAGCUGCCGGCUGGGUCUCACCCAGUCUGAUCAGGUGCUAGCUUUAUGUAAGGUAGGUUACAGUGGUGGGCAGCAACAUCUGCAGGCAGCAGCGGCAGGUGUCAAGUCCUUCUAAAGUAACGGACUACUUUGUAACGUCGUCUGUCGGUCAUCAUGUCGGAGCCCACCCUGCGGGUCCUGUAUGGGAGCCAGACCGGCACGGCCCAGGACACGGCCCAGAGGAUAGCUCGGCAGGGCCGGAGGAGGCAGCUGCAGGUUCAGGUGCUGCCUCUGGAUUCUUACAAUGUGGCCAACUUGAUCUCAGAGUCCCUGGUUAUUAUUGUGUGCUCCACCACUGGCCAAGGAGACCCUCCAGACAACAUGAAGAACUUCUGGAGGUUUAUCUUUAAGAAGUCCCUGCCUGCUGGCUCUCUGAGUCGGCUGGACUGUGCCGUUCUGGGUCUGGGGGACUCAUCCUAUCCAAAGUUUAACUUUGUGGCUAAGAAGCUUCAUAAGCGCCUCGUGCAGCUGGGUGCCAGUACGCUGCUGCCUGUUGGGCUGGCAGACGACCAACAUGACCUGGGGUCAGACGCUGUGAUUGACCCGUGGCUCACAUCAUUGUGGGCGAAACUGUUUGCUCUCUACCCGUCUCCACUGAUUCCACUGAGGGAAGAUGAAGCGCUCCCUCCAACGUACACUUUCCACUUCCUGGACGAUGUGAAAGACGAGAGGGAGGACAGGUUGGGGAUUCCCACAGAGCAAACUGCCCCCUCCCAGUCCCAUCCCUUCCCCUCCAGACUGGUGUCUAACAGGAGAGUAACAGACACGUCACACUUUCAGGAUGUCAGGCACAUUGAGUUCGACAUCACUGGCUCCAACAUUGAGUUUGCUGCAGGUGACGUUGUCAUGAUGUUUCCUUGUAACGCACCAGAGAACGUACAACAGUUCUGUCAGAUGCUGAGGUUAGAUCCUGAGGCCAGGUUCAUUCUCAGGGCCACAGAAAACACUGCAGUUCCAGCCAGGCUUCCUCAGCCCUGCACUGUGCGCCACCUGGUGGAGAGAUACCUGGACAUCGCUGCCGUGCCUCGCCGCUCUUUCUUUGAGCUGCUGUCCACCUUCGCCACCAACGAGCUGGAGCACGAGAAGCUGGUGGAGUUCAGCUCGGCGGCGGGCCAGGAGGAGCUGCACAGCUACUGCAACCGGCCCAGACGCACAGCGCUGGAGGUCUUGGCAGAUUUCCCCCACACUACAGCCGAACUGAAAGUAGACUAUCUCCUGGAUCUGUUCCCUGAGAUCCAGCCUCGCUCAUUCUCCAUCGCCUCCUCUCUCCAGGCUCACCCAAACAGGCUUCAGAUCCUGGUGGCUGUGGUUCGUUAUAAGACCAAGAUGUACAAACCACGUGAAGGCCUCUGCUCCACCUGGUUAGCCUCCCUGAACCCUGAACAAGGCGACGUGUCCGUGCCUCUGUGGGUGAAGAAGGGAAGUCUGAGGUUCCCUAAAGAGAAGGACACCCCUGUGAUAAUGGUCGGACCCGGAACAGGAGUGGCACCCUUCAGGUCGGCUCUACAGGAGAGGAUCGCUGAGGGUAAAACUGCCAACGUCCUGUUCUUCGGCUGUCGCUCUGAGCCCAAAGACUUCUACUUCAGGUCAGAGUGGGAGGAGAUGAUGAAGGCUGGACACCUGAGCCUCUUCACUGCCUUCUCACGAGACCAGGAGGAGAAAGUGUAUGUGCAGCAGCGAGUGAGGGAGAACGCUGAGCUCCUGUGGGACCUGAUAGCCAACAAAGGUGCCUGCUUUUACAUCGCUGGCAACGCCAAACAGAUGCCAGCCAGCGUGUGCGACGCUCUGAAGGAGGUGUUCCAGCAGGAGGGUGGCGUCUCCGCCGAGGAAGCUGAGCAGAUGCUGACGGCCAUGGAGAGGACGGGCCGGCUGCAGAGUGAGACCUGGUCCUGAUCACAUGACCCCGGCCGUCUCCUCCUCGCAGUUUACGUCAACCUGCUGCUGGCGUGUUAACUGUGAUGCGACCCUGCUGUGGGAAGGUCAGACAGCAUCAAUCUGUCAACAUCAGUAUGACGAAAUGAACUCAAAGCUCCCUCACUGCCUCACUGGAGCUUUCAGGCACAGCUCAGUCUUUGUAAAGUGACUGAAUCAGGCUCAGCUGUCAUCACACGACUGGAGCUCCAUACUGAGAUCAGCAGCUGGUUUCACUGAGGUGCUGCAGUUCACACCACAGCCUCGAACACUGACUUCAGACCUGCCUGCUAAACGCAGCCUGGUGUGUGAUCUGCCUUUAAACACAUGGAUCUGUUCCUCCAGCUGGACCUCAUUUAUCACGUCUCACUGCUAUUUGAAAAGGUACUAACCAGUAGGUGACCAUUCGUUGUGUUUUCAUCACCUUAGCAUGAGCGGCUUCUCUUCCACUGAGUCUGACGAGUUGCACCGCCGUGUUCCUACAGCACAAUGUGCAGAAUGCUGUGUGUGCAGUCAGUGUGAAAAGAGCCUGCAAGUGUCAAGGGAUAACGAUUUCAGAGCUCACUUUCUAUGAUUUGUGACAUCAUAUGUAGUUUUAUAAACCAGCCCUGAAGUUAAAGCUUCCAGUGCCAAAACACAAAGGCCCUGUCCACACAUGCACGUGUAUUUCAUCAAACAAAGCUUUUUCUCUGCAUUUUGUCCUUCUGUACACACGGAAAUGACGUCUGAGGUUGUUGAAAACAGAGUGUUUGGAAAACUCCUUCCAGGGUGUAGAUGUUCACAGCUCUGAUGCCACUGGACAGGCAGAAAUGGCAUGUUGCAUAUUCAUGUAUUUUUAAAAUAGGAUGAAGGAGUGGGUGUAUAUGCCAAUCGUGAGUAUUUUAACCAAAAAAAAUUAAAAUUUUCUGUGAAAAUGGAGAUGUUAUUCAAAGUAUUUUAUAUACAUCUUCAAACACGUCUGGAGGGAUGUUUAAGGCUGCUGUAAGUAUAGUUUUUCAUUCAAGUAAUAAUACAGCUCUGUAUUCCAACAGGCAUCACUGUUACAGAGUGUGUGGUCAGUAACACAUCUCUCCUCUUGCUCAUGCAGUAAAAAGAGG